This is a messenger RNA of Cyclopterus lumpus (lumpfish), 1506 nucleotides long. RefSeq names its product estrogen-related receptor beta (gene esrrb). Gene Ontology annotation, biological process: regulation of DNA-templated transcription. NCBI's taxonomy places the organism in Eukaryota, Metazoa, Chordata, Actinopteri, Perciformes, Cyclopteridae. The transcript is spliced from 8 exons. The record is from RefSeq and is a predicted model, not a curated record. The coding region runs from base 1 to 1506 and encodes 501 amino acids. Gene Ontology annotation, cellular component: nucleus. Gene Ontology annotation, molecular function: sequence-specific DNA binding; nuclear steroid receptor activity; zinc ion binding.
AUGGACAUUUCAGAACUUUGUCUUCCAGACCCUCUCAGCUAUCAUAACCAGGCUUUGUUGUCCAAUUCAUUAGAGAGAUUCCUGAGUCCACUGGCCACGCUGGAGCCCUCUCAUUUCUGGCUGCUGAAUAGAAUGGCCGCUGAUGACCGGCACCUACCCUCAAGUUGUGGGUCCUACAUCAAGACGGAGCCAUCCAGUCCCUCCUCGGUCAUCGACACGGUCAGCCACCACAGCCCCAGCGGCAACUCAGACGCCAGUGGUGGCUAUGUCAGCACUAUGAACAGCCACUCCAACGGCCUGGACUCUCCACCUAUGUUCACCCCCAGCGGGCUCGGGGCCGGCACCUGCCGCAAGCGCUACGAUGACUGCUCCAGCACCAUCAUGGAGGACUCGUCCAUAAAGUGCGAAUACAUGUUGAACUCCCUCCCCAAGAGGCUGUGCCUGGUCUGUGGAGAUAUAGCCUCGGGGUAUCACUAUGGGGUGGCCUCUUGUGAGGCCUGCAAAGCCUUUUUUAAAAGGACAAUACAAGGUAACAUAGAAUACAGCUGUCCUGCCACAAAUGAGUGUGAGAUCACAAAGCGGAGGCGCAAAUCAUGUCAGGCGUGUCGCUUCAUGAAAUGCCUCAAAGUGGGGAUGCUCAAAGAAGGGGUGCGUCUGGACCGCGUGCGAGGGGGCAGACAGAAAUACAAGCGGAGGUUGGACACGGAAAACAACCCGUACCUUGGCUUGACACUCCCCCCUCCCACUAAAAAGCCUCGUGAGUACUGCUCCGUCACUAGCCCAUUGUCUCCCUCCUCUUCUGCUCUUCCACUGCAAGGCCAACAUGCUGUCACAAAGAUAGUGUCUCACCUGUUGGUGGCAGAGCCAGAGAAGAUCUAUGCCAUGCCUGACCCCACCAUGCCGGAGAGUGACAUCAAGGCUCUGACCACGCUGUGCGACUUGGCUGACCGUGAGCUUGUGGUCAUCAUCGGCUGGGCCAAGCACAUCCCAGGCUUUUCCUCCCUCUCUCUUGGAGAUCAGAUGAGUUUACUGCAGAGCGCCUGGAUGGAGAUCCUCAUCCUCAGCAUUGUGUUCCGCUCGCUGCCGUACGAGGACGAGCUGGUGUACGCCGAGGACUACAUAAUGGACGAAGAGCACUCGCGGCUGACGGGCCUGCUCGACCUCUAUGUCUCCAUCCUGCAGCUGGUCCGCAAAUAUAAGAAGCUCAAAGUGGAGAAGGAAGAGUUUGUCACCCUCAAGGCCAUCGCUCUCGCUAACUCAGACUCCAUGCACAUAGAGGACAUGGAGGCGGUCCAGAAGCUGCAGGACGCUCUCCACGAGGCCCUGCAGGACUAUGAGAGCAGCCAGCACCAGGAGGACCCUCGGCGGGCGGGCAAGCUGCUCAUGACCCUGCCUCUACUGCGGCAGACGGCCACCAAGGCUGUUCAGCACUUUUACAGCAUCAAGGUGCAGGGAAAGGUGCCCAUGCACAAACUCUUCCUGGAGAUGCUGGAGGCCAAGGUCUGA